AUGAGGACCAGUAAAACUACUGCGCUUGGAAGAGCUGCAGCAUGUAAGCAGGUGCAUUGGCGUGAAACAGCGACAGCUGGGUUGAGGGGAAAUUGUGAAAAGCAAUUGCACGUCGGACUUGACAUACAGUUGUCAACACCACCAGCGAAAUACUCGAAAAAGGAAAAUAGCGAUAUUUGGACCAGGAGGCGCAUGCUUUCGGCUAUAGCAAAGCUGUUCGAUCCACUUGGAUUGAUUUCGCCGGUGGUGGUCUCAGCAAAAAUUAUUAUGCAAGAAUUUGCUUUGCUGCAAACUGAAUGGGAUGCUCCUGUGCCGCCCACCCUGGAGAAGAAAUGGACAGAUUUCUACGGCCAGUUGUCCAGAUUAUCAGAGCUACGAAUCAGUAGAUUUGCAUUCAUUUCCGGUUGGGUCAACGUUCCGCUUCAUUGUUUCGCUGACGCCUCCGAGGUAGCAUAUGGAGCGUGUUUAUAUAUACGUACAGUGAAUCGAACAGGAAAUGUGCGAAUCGAGUUGCUGUCUGCUAAGUCCCGCGUCGCUCCGCUAAAAAGAUUAACACUUCCGCGACUAAAACUCUGCGCUGCAAGGGAAGCAGCUUGUCUGCAUGCGAAAGUAGUCAAGUCUCUUGAUUUGACUGGUUGCAAGUGUACCUUUUGGUCUGAUUCUACCAUUGUGUUACACUGGCUAAAAUCUCCUCCUAACACGUGGAAAACGUUUGUGGCUAAUCGUGUUCAGACGCUGUCACAUGGAUAUUAUUGGCAACAUAUCUCGGGAAAGGAGAAUCCUGCCGAUUUAGUCUCUCGCGGUAUGUCAGUUGAGGACUUUCUUCAAAGCUUGCUGUGGAAAUGUGGGCCUCCGUGGUUGCAGUCGUCGGCUGAAAUAUGUCAAUCCAAUACCCGAGACGUGAAUUUCACUGAUGAAGAGCUGGAGACACGAAAGCUAGUUCAUACUGCCAUUGUUGUGCCAGAGCCGAAUGCGCUGUUCAUGAUGCGUUCUUCGUUGGAGCCACUUUUGCGCAUUGUUGCAUACUGCAUUCGUUUUACUCGCAACUGUCGGAAUGUCAAAAGUCGCAAUCGUUCCCCAUUUAUAACUGUCGAAGAAUUCUCAACGGCAAAGUUGGCUUUGGUCAAACUAGUUCAAGCCGAGUGCUUCGAGAAUGAUCUUAAACAUUUGCACAAGCACGGACAUGUCCAUAAAAGGUCUACGCUUAGGUUGCUUCGUCCUUUUCUUGAUAAGGCCGGCAUCAUUCGAGUUGGUGGUCGUCUUAGUUAUUCCGCCCAAGAAUUCACUACAAAACAUCCAACAAUACUUCCAAGUGUGCAUCCCUUCACCAGUAUGCUCGUUGAUUAUUUUCAUCGUCAAACAGUCCAUGGAGGACGUCAACUAACACUAGCGGUUAUGAGACAGGAGUUUUGGCCCAUACAUGGUAAACGAGUGGUCAACACCGUGCUUCAGAAAUGUCAUCGUUGUUUUCGCUGUAAUCCAGUACCCAUCCAGCAACCAACUGGCCAGCUUCCAUGUACACGCGUUCGACCAAGUAGACCGUUCUCCAUCGUAGCUCCCAAGGCAUAUAUCGCUGUUUUUGUUUGUUUCGCCACCAAAGCGAUGCAUCUUAAAAUCGUCAGUGACCUAUCAACAGUUGGAUUUAUGUCGGCUUUCCGUCGCUUCAUUGGAUAUCAUGGUGUUCCGAGCGAAGUUCAUUCAGACAAUGCUAAAAACUUCGCUGGCGCCAAGCACGAGUUAAAUGAGCUAUACCGCAUUCUAAAUAAUGAAUCGAACAAAAUUGGAACCGAACUUGCUCAACAAGGUAUUUCAUGGCAGUUUAUUCCUCCUAGAGCACCCAAUUUCGGCGGAUUAUGGGAGGCCGCAGUUCGCUCCGUCAAAACGCCUCUCAAACAGGAAAUUGGUGUACGUCAGCUCUCUCAUGAAGAUUUCAUCACGCUUCUUGUUCAAAUAUCGGCUGCGCUAAAUUUCCGUCCAUUAGCACCAUUGUCUGACGAUCCCUUAGACUUCGAUGCCCUCACGCCGGCGCAUUUUUUGAUCGGCACCGCUAUGAAAGCCCUUCCAGAACGAGACCUCCGCAGCAUCCCCACAAAUCGUCUUGCCCACUACCAACAGCGACAGCAAAUGUUCCAGCACUACUGGCAAAGAUGGAGUAAAGAAUAUAUUUGUGAAUUGCAAACAUCGAACAAGCAUCUGCAACCAAGCCCAAUUCGUAUCGGUAGCAUCGUGGUACUACGAGAGGACAACCUGCCACCACUGCGCUGGCCUUUAGCCAGAAUCAUCGAGGUGCAUCCUGGUGAAAAAGGAUACAAUUUUGGAAGGAACUGGGACACUUUGGAGAAGGAAUAUCUACAGGAAAGGAAAGGAUUGAACAUCAGGGAACAGUGUAAGAAAGGCCUACAGUCUAUUGAGAGGCACGCGGAUGCGCUGUCAGACGGUGAGAUAUGUUCGGCGGAGAUUGUGGCGAGAAGUAUUGGAAGAGGAGAAGUAUUGCGCGGAAACCAUACUAGCUACCCAACUAGUGGCUCGUUGGAGGAUGUUGUGCUCUAUACUUCGUCCAUUAUCAGCUUUCCAGCUAAAGACGAGGAUCGAACAGUAGUCAAGGAGGACACAAACGGUGAGACAGAGGGCUCUCAGAAUAAAACAAGGAGCACGGGCAACUCGUCACACCAGAAAAGCAGCCACAAACCCUCUGAAGCGUUAGAGUUGGCAAAAACCCCAAUAGCGAAGGCACCAACCAAGCGAUGGCGUUCGAUGGACACUGAGUCGCCGAACAACAGUGGGUCUGCCGUUCCUAGCCCGCUGACCGACAUCUGCUGUCUACUUAAAACAGUUGCUAAUAUCGAAGCUUACCGAAACGUGAACUGA
Topomyia yanbarensis is the source of this 2868-nucleotide messenger RNA. RefSeq lists its product as uncharacterized. Gene Ontology annotation, biological process: DNA integration. The record is from RefSeq and is a predicted model, not a curated record. The coding region runs from base 1 to 2868 and encodes 955 amino acids. Lineage: Eukaryota; Metazoa; Arthropoda; Insecta; Diptera; Culicidae. Gene Ontology annotation, molecular function: nucleic acid binding. The transcript has 6 exons.